Messenger RNA from Entrophospora candida, 249 nucleotides. NCBI's taxonomy places the organism in Eukaryota, Fungi, Glomeromycota, Glomeromycetes, Entrophosporales, Entrophosporaceae. The record is from the annotation of a GenBank genome assembly.
AUGUUAUCAUUGUGGUAUAAAAAUGCACAACAUAAUUAUGAUGAAUUGAAAUUCAAACUACAAUCAUUCGGAAUAUUAGUAUAUGAUGUGGAAUUAGAAUUUCGGCAAAUAGUAAAUGUGGUAAUGUCAGUAAAAAGAUUCAAACUUAGGAUUUUAAAAUAUUAUCAAGAUUUGAGUAAGCUCACAACAUUAAAAGUUAUAAAACCAAUUGAUAUUAAUGUGCCACCAUCAACACCACCUUACUGUUAA